Messenger RNA from Zootermopsis nevadensis, 2984 nucleotides. RefSeq names its product Trapped in endoderm 1. Gene Ontology annotation, cellular component: membrane. Lineage: Eukaryota; Metazoa; Arthropoda; Insecta; Blattodea; Termopsidae. The record is from RefSeq and is a predicted model, not a curated record. Gene Ontology annotation, biological process: G protein-coupled receptor signaling pathway. Gene Ontology annotation, molecular function: G protein-coupled receptor activity.
GACCCAGUGUAUUUCCUUUGUUCGAAUAGGGAGGCAGCAGACAGCUGCUUGCAUCGGAACCAAUGGAAAGAAGGCGGCAAGUCACUCCAGUCAGUUGCCUCGAACGCGCUGUCGGGAGUAGUCGGUGUCUGCAGCAUCCCUGUCGCUGUCUCCGGCAAGCGCUGAGGCGUGGCCAAGCUUUACAAGGAGACGCUGGCCAAAUGGUGCAUGAACCGGCUGAUAAAUACGAUGGACAACUACACGAAUGGGCCGGACAGUGUUGAGAUCUACUACCCUCGAGAGGCGACAAUUUUUGCGUCUAUCUGCGCCGUGGUCUUCAGUGUUUUAGGUGUAAUAGGAAACCUCAUAACAGCGAUAGCAUUGCUUCGGUGUUCCAAACUGCGGCAUCACGCGACUACCGCCUUUGUCAUCAGCCUCUGCAUGUCUGACCUGCUGUUCUGCGCCAUCAAUCUGCCUCUCACUGCUUCACGGUACAUCAAUCAGGCCUGGGUGCUCAGUUCCACACUCUGCAAACUGUUUCCAUUUUUCUUUUAUGGCAAUGUAGCUGCAUCCCUCCUCAGCAUGGUGGCCAUCACAAUCAACAGGUAUAUUCUCAUUUCAUACCACAGCCUCUACGAUAAACUAUAUGCCCCACGGUACAUCUCUCUUAUGUUGGUGUUCGUGUGGGUGUUCAGUUUUUCCAUGAUGGUCCCCCCACUUGUGGAAGUGUGGGGUUAUCUUGGUUUGGAUCCUCCAACAUUCUCUUGUACAAUCCUCAAGAAAGAUGGCAAAUCACCAAAGAAGAUGUUAUUUGUCUUAGGAUUUAUAUUGCCCUGCGUUGUGAUCAUCACGUCUUACUCGUGCAUCUACUGGAAAGUGCGGCAGAGCCGGAGAAAUCUACAGGCACAUAACGCAGUUGGACCCAAACCUAACAAUGCGGCACAUCAAUUCCUGCAGAGACGCGAGGACAUUCGACUGACUCGUCUUAUGCUCAUCAUCUUCUGCUGCUUUCUCCUCUGUUUCCUGCCACUGAUGCUUGUCAACGUUGCAGAUGAUGAGAUUCAUUAUCCAACAAUUCAUGUAAUGGCUUCAGUCUUGGCAUGGGCAUCUAGUGUGGUGAAUCCAUUCAUAUAUGCGGGCAGUAAUCGUCAGUACCGAGCUGCUUAUCGCAAACUUCUGUGCUGUGUAAGCUCACAAGGGCGUGGAGAUACUGGCUAUCGAACAGGGGCCCCAGCUGGAGGUGGCAGUGUUACUCAUUCCCACUCGGGUUCAGGGAAGACAUUCAUCACAGACACGUUCCAAUAUAACGCAGCUGCAGACAAAGUGAACAUAGUGAGGGCAAAUGGCAAUGACUGAAAUAACAUUACAGCAACAUUUAAAGUAAACUUCACUGUACACUGGUUGCCAAACAAAUGACAAGAACUUCUGCAGCCAACUUGCUUAUUCAGGGGAUAUCUUCCUGCAGUUCUUACUGGCACAUUGAUCAGCAAAUUAAAAACUGAGCUGCAACUUUCUCCUGUUGCAUUAUUUGACAAGAAAUGCCAGUAAGCUCAACUUGUCCAAACAAGAUUUAAAGGAAUUGAUUUCUUCUAACAAUACAAUACUGUUCGCAAUGCACCUUUAAACAAGAUGGUUAUAGCAAUAAUUCAUUUGCUUCAGUUGGUUUGGAGACAGUGCAGAGCAAAUAAAAUGAUCUCUUCCACAGUCACCAAAGAAAGAGAACACAUGAUUAUGGAAACAGCUGUCAAGAAUCAAAUGAAUGACAAACUACACUUCACAAGUAUUGGUGGACAUAAAAUUAAACCAACUUGAAUUAUUAAAAUUAACAAUAAUAGCUUUAUGUAUUUCAGCAAAGAUGUUUAUCAUGUACUGAACUAUGUACAGUGAAUUUCAUAUGAUAUAAAGACUUUUAUGGCAAAUGUGACCAAUUUAUUUGGCACAUAUCAUUAGAAGUUACAAUGAAAAUGGUCCGCUCUUAUUAACAUUGUUAAUCAAUAUGCCACAUUUACCAGUUUGUGCCAUAUGAUAUUUGAAUUCAGCAAAAUGAAGCAUGAAAAACAUGAAUGAAGACAUGGCAGCAGUAUUAAAAAUAAAUAAAAAUCACUGAGAAUAAGAAAUUAAUUUAUAUUACAGCAGUCUGAGAGAUGACAAAUAUAAGGUACGUAAGCACCUUAUUAAAUUAAUGUUAACUUUUAUGGAAGUAGAUUUGGAAAAUGUUUUCAUUCCUUUUCUGGCACUGCCUAUAAAAUUUCAUAAAAAUAUGAAUUAUAUUAUAAUGCAAUGUGUACUUCAUGGAAUAGUUUUAUCCACAAUUCACAGUGUGUUUCCUGUGUACUGGAACUAUUCUAUCCACAACAGUGAUAGGGUUAGGACAGAAAACAUUAAAAUAAUAUCUGUUUAAUUCUGAAAUCAUUAUGAACAUUACUGAACUUACAUUUUAAUCACAAAAUACAAGUGCCAACAAUAUGCUGAUAUUAUUCUAAAUAAUGGAUGUUAGCUGUAGUGUGUAAACUCGUUAAUUUUAAAGGAUGAAUUAAAAAGAGUUGUAUCUUACAUUCAGAGAAUUGAAAAUAAAUGGAUAAAUAAAUCAAUAGUAAUUUCAGCUCAUAACACAUUAAAUUUAUAUAUAUGACACUGCUCUGUCAUCUGUGUAAAACAGAAAAUAAAAACUGUGUACCAAAAGUAAAAUAAAUAUGACUGGACUCAAGAUUAAGAAUCAAGGCAUUAUAUCACAUACACAGGUAAAUUUAUUUGGGAAUAUCAGUAUGGAUUGUGUCAUUACAGACAAAUAACUGAUCAGAUAUUCUGCAUUUGAACUGAACAAAAAAUGGGAAUUUGCAUGGAACACUGCAUCAACUAUUUAUUAAUUCCAAGAAAGCCUAUGACUCAGCCAGGACAGAAGUAUUGUAUUGUACAAUAUUCUCAAUUAAUGUGGUAUAGCCAUGAAGCUGGCCGGAUUAAUUAAACUGUUUAAAUGAUGAUGAUAAAAUAUAUACUCAUACCUA